Podarcis muralis (Common wall lizard) is the source of this 3610-nucleotide messenger RNA. NCBI's taxonomy places the organism in Eukaryota, Metazoa, Chordata, Lepidosauria, Squamata, Lacertidae. The record is from RefSeq and is a predicted model, not a curated record.
AACAAAAAAAGUUAUGGGUCUGGAUGGGAUACCCCGCACUUGUCCUCUAUCACGUCCAACUAAGGUUACCCUGGGACCCCUACUCGCCGAACAUACCUUUCUCUUAACCAGUAGCCCAGUAAAUCUCCUCGGAAGAGACUUACUCUGUAAAUUGAACGCAACAAUUAAAUGUUCUCAGGAAGGCAUCUAUCUAUACAUGCCGGAAAAUUCCAUCCCCGCAUUCCAAGGAAUGAUGGAGGAAGUAAAGACAGAUAGACAGUUCCCCGAACUCCCUCCCGAGCUAGAGAACGAUCUACCCCCUUCUCUAUGGGGCACCGAGUCAACCUCAGUGGGUCUCCUCCUAUCGGCUACCCCAGUAAAAAUCACCUAUAGGACUGACCUACCCUUUCCGUGUACUAAGCAAUACCCCUUACCCAAGGAAGCCAUUGAGGGAUUAACCCCGAUGAUAGAAGACUUUCUCAAAAAGGGGAUCUUGGUUCCUUGUGCAUCCCCAUGCAAUACACCAGUACUACCAGUAAAGAAACCGUCCGCUGAGGGAGCCCCAGUCCGCUACCGCUUCGUUCAGGACUUGAGACUAGUAAAUCAAUUUGUCAUACCCCGUCACCCAGUAGUGGGCAACCCGAACUCCCUCCUAAAUGCCAUACCUGCAGGAACCCAGUGGUAUACCGCUGCAGAUCUGUGCUCCGCUUUCUUUAGUAUACCAUUAGACCCAGCUAGCCAAUUCCUCUUCGCCUUCACAUGGGGACCCAGUCAAUUAACCUGGACAAGGUUGCCCCAGGGGUACGUGGAGUCACCUGCAAUCUUUUCGGCAAUCCUACACCAAGAUUUGCAAGAUAUACACCUCCCAGCUGGUUCUGCCCUCCUUCUUUACGUAGAUGACCUGCUCCUUUGUUCUACUAGCGAGGAAGCGUGUAAAACAGACACCAAACAUCUCCUUGCCGAACUAGCCAGAAAGGGGCACAAGGUGUCACCAAAAAAGCUGCAAUACUGCAAGCAGGAAGUAAAGUACCUCGGGCACAUCCUUGGAGUGGGCACCCGAAGCUUAGCAACAGAUAGGAUAGAAGCCGUCACUAAAAUUCCCCUUCCCAAAACCAAACGACAACUACGAGGAUUUUUAGGAAUGGCAGGCUUCUGCAGAGCCUGGAUCGCGGGCUACAGCGAAAUAACGAAACCGCUGUCCGCCAUGACCCGCCAAGAUCACCCUGACACCCUAAUUUGGGAAGAAGAAGCAUACAAAUCUUUUGAACGGUUGAAGCGGGAACUGAGGUCGGCCCCUGCACUAGGCUUACCCGACUACCGAAUCCCCUUCAACUUGUUCAUCCAUGAACAAAUGGGGGUAGCCUCAGGGGUACUGACUCAACCUUUCCGAGAUAAAGAGAGACCCGUGGCAUACUAUAGCCUACAAUUGGACAAUACUGCAAAGGGGGCAGUGGGCUGCCUGCGGGCUAUAGCCGCUGCAGCGACCCUCCUCGAAAAGGCUCAAGAGACGGUCUUGGGGCAUGAAAUCAUUGUUCAUGUUCCCCACUCUGUCUCCACCCUCCUAACUCUGCGAGGCUGUCAUCAUUUUUCUAACUCCCGACUAAACAAGUAUGAGGCCCUUCUCCUAACCCCAUCAAAUGUCACCAUAAAAAGAGUCAACUCCCUUAACCCAGCUACCCUUCUACCUCUCCCCGAUGAUGGGACCCCACACCAUGACUGUGCCACAAUAGUCCGUCAAGCCGAGAAACCCAGGGAAGACCUAGAUCACAUACCCUUGGAAAACCCAGACCUUGUACUCUACACAGACGGCAGCUCCAGGGUUAUAGAAGGGGAGAGGAAAACAGGAUAUGCCGUGGCUACCGACUUUGAAGUCUUAGAAUCCAACCCGAUCAACCCACAAUAUAGCGCCCAAGCGGCAGAAUUAAUAGCACUCAUACGCGCCUGUGAACUCAGUGAAGGCAAGCGGGCUACCAUCUACACGGAUAGCAAAUACUGUUUCGGGUUAGUGCACACCACUGGUCAGAUUUGGCUACAAAGGGGUUUCUUAACAGCGGCAGGCUCCAAAAUUUCGCACGCCGCCCUAGUGGAGAGACUACUGACCGCUAUCCACAUGCCCACUGCGAUCGCGGUUGUUCACUGUAAAGCACAUACCCGGGGCAUAGACCCUGUCUCAAGAGGCAACAGACGGGCCGAUAACGCGGCUCAGGCUGCCGCCCUCCGCCCCCCCAACCAAGAAUCUGAGUUUCAAGCCCUACAAGUCCCACUUAACAUAGAUCCCACACAGAUUUACAAGGAAGCCCCCGAAGAAGAAAAGACUCUCUGGCGUUCUGUAGGUGCAGUCGAACAAAAUGACGUUUGGGUCCUCCCCGAUGGUAGACUCGUCCUCCCGAAAACAUGGGUUUCAAAAUUGGUGAGGGUUCUCCACCAACAAACGCAUUGGGGAAAAGGGAGACUGAUAGAACAUGUGAAGAGAUCUUGGUACGCACCAGGCUUGGCAAUCGCGGCCACAACAGCAUCAAAAAACUGUAUAACCUGCAGCUCCUAUAAUCCCAAACGACAACCCAGAGCACCCCCAGGGGCCAGACUAUGGGCAUUCGUCCCCUUCGAAAGCCUACAGCUGGACUUUAUUGAUCUGCCGCCCUGCCAAGGUUUCAAACACGCCCUCAUCAUAAUAGAUAAACUCUCCUCCUGGGUAGAAGGAUUUCCCUGUAGGAAACCAACCGCUUCGGUAGUAGCCAGAGCACUCCUACAAGACAUCAUUCCCCGGUUUGGGGUUCCCCGCCGCCUAGACAGUGACAGAGGAACCCAUUUCACGGCUCAAAUAGUACAACUAGUCGCAAAGGCACUACAAAUAAAAUGGGAUCUUCAUACACCCUAUCACCCACAGUCGUCUGGCCAAGUAGAGCGCAUGAACCAGGAAAUUAAAAUCCAACUUGGAAAACUUUACAGACUGGCUGGACUAAAGUGGGUAAAUGCACUCCCAUUGGUUCUCCACAAUAUACGAAGUGCCCCUACAGGGCCCUUAAAACUGUCUCCGUACGAACUCCUAUUUGGGAGGCCCCCUCCCGUCUACAAUACUCUAUUUCCCCUUUCGGAGCUCGAACUGGGGGAAGCAGAACUUACUAACUAUGUCGUUCAGCUCCAGACGCAGCUACAGCGCCUCCACCAGUACGCGGCCAUCGAAGGACAGAACCUGCCCAUUGACGUGCAAGCCCACUCCUUCGAUCCCGGCGACUGGAUCCUCACCAAGGUCUAUCAAAAGGAACCUCUUCAACCCGCCUGGGAGGGCCCCUACCAAAUCCUCCUAACAUCACCGACCGCCGUAAAGGUAGGGGAGAAGAAUUCGUGGAUCCACCACACGAGGUGUAAGUCCGUGCCACCCCCUCAAGAGACGGAAGAAAACCCCGGCGAGGACUUCACCUUUUCGACCCCUCCCACACCUCCAACCUCGUACAUCGACGACGACGAGGAACAGACCGGACCAGUGGAUCGGAGCCAAGGUCGGGCUCAAGAGACCGGACCAGUGGAUCGGAGCCAAGGUCGGGCUCAACAGACCGGACCAGUAGAUCGGGGCCAAGGUCAGGCUCAACAGACCGGGGCCAAGGUCGGGCUCAACAGACCGGACCAGUAG